AUGGCCUCGCCUCAUAGGCGUGUACGCUUCCAGGAAGAGCCUGAGACGGCUCCCACUCCGGACUCUCAGGCCGACUACCCAUCUCGAUAUGGAGACGACGACGACGACGACGACGACUACGACGACAUGCCCCCCUUAGAACCGGAAAGGGAAGAUGUCGUCGUCGCCAAGCGACCCACGACGGCGGACGGCGGAGACGUCGUCCUCAUCCGCGGUCUGCCCGACGUCUUCACCAUCGGCUACGACUGCGUGUCCCUCACGGCCAGGAACUUCGUCGGCCUGCGCGGCGUCCCCGCUGGCACGCACUUCAUCUGGGUAGCGCACCCGGACGGCGUGUCUACGCGGUGCGGCGCCUGGUUCGUCAGCACGGCGGGCGAGCAGCAGCAGCCGCGCGUCCACGUCCUGCAGUGGGACGAGUCCGACGAGGUGCUUCUCGUCGUCGCCGGCGCACCAUCCUCGCCGCGCCACCUCACGGACAGCGUGUACGCCCAGCUGGUGCCGUACCACGACCCAGGAGCCGGCGCACAGCAGGUCCUCCCGGCCGGGAACGCCAAGGCCUGGUCCCAGCUGGUCGGCCACGUCACCCCCGACGCCCUGGACCGCAUCGUCGGACGUCAGCACCAGCCAGGGGAGCAGGAGGAGCAGCAGGAGCAGCAGGAGCAGCAGCAGAGCCAUGUCGGGAAUGAUAAUCGCCUGUGGCUGGUGCACACGACCGACCGCGUCAGCGGUGCCGUCCGACUGGCCUCGGAGGUAGAGCUGGACAGGCGGAUGCUGUCGGGGGACAGCUCGACCAUGCAGGACCGAGAGCUCGUAUUCACCUUCUCGCAGCUGUCGAGGACGUACACGACCGGCAACUCGGGCGCCGACCGCACCCUCGACGCCACCGACGCGACAUCCUACAUGCUGUCCCUGCUCGACAACGGCUCCCGGGAUGGCUCCCGGGACGAGAGCCGGGACGGCGCCGACGGGGACGGGGACGGGGAUGCGGCCGCCGUGGCCGAGCUGCAGUUCGCCUACACCGUCGGCACACUCCUCGGCAACGACGCCUGCAUCCAGCAGUGGUGGCACAUGCUCCUACGCCUGGUGCUGCGCGCCUACCUGCUGCCGACGCUGCGGCCAUCGCUGGCGGCGUCCCUGCUGCGGACCGUGGCCGCCCAGCUGUCCCACAGCGCCGAGUACCUAGACGCCUCCAUCCUCGACUACGGCGACGCGCAGUCGCGGGACCUGCGCCUCGCCCUCACCGUGUACAAGCGCCGCGUCGACGACCUGGACCCCGCGCUAGCUGACGUGGCGAGGCCGGCCGCGCUCGCGCUGGCCCACGUCGAGUCCGUCGUCGCCCGGCCGCCGCUGGGGUGGGAUCUGCGCGGGGACUCGUACGCCCGCAGGGGCAUGGCCACCACCGAGGAGGGGGAGCGGGUCGAGGUCGAGAUGGCCGAGCUGGCCGCCGAGGACGAGAGGGGGGAAUGGGCGCCCGAGAUUGUAGAGCUGGAUGACACAGGGAGGGAGAAGGGCCUGGUGUCGUGGUCCGACUAG
This is a messenger RNA of Geosmithia morbida, 1533 nucleotides long. RefSeq names its product A1 cistron-splicing factor AAR2. Bases 1 to 1533 code for a protein of 510 amino acids. NCBI's taxonomy places the organism in Eukaryota, Fungi, Ascomycota, Sordariomycetes, Hypocreales, Bionectriaceae. The record is from RefSeq and is a predicted model, not a curated record. Gene Ontology annotation, biological process: spliceosomal tri-snRNP complex assembly. The transcript has a single exon.